AUGUCAUCUCAAGAUCUUCGGUGUGCUGACAAUCUGCUCAAGGUAAAGAAAGACAUGGAAUCCCUGGCACCCGGGGAUGAAGAAAUUUGUAACCAAAGCACCCGUUUGACAGGAAAGGUCAUAUGUGGCGUUGACGAACUUCCGUGUCCAUUCCUGUUGCCAUUGUUUGGCAUUCAGAUUCAGGGUAACCUAAUGCUGGCAUCUCUGACACAGAUUGUGUUAGGGGGGACAGGUGUUGUGGGUUUACUGCUGAGAUUCAUAGGGCCGCUCACCAUCGCUCCAACUACUGCACUGGUCGGUCUGUCUCUCGUCCCGCUAGUGGCCACAUUAUGCCAAGGCCAGUGGGGCAUCAGUACUGGCACGAUGCUCCUUGUGGUAGCUUUCGCCUUGUUCCUGGGGAAAUACCAAGUUCCUGUUCCAGUAUAUACACGACAGAAACGCUGCAACAUCAUCCGUUUUCCGCUGUUUCAACUCGCACCAGUUCUGCUCAUCAUUGUCGUCAUGUGGACGCUCUGCUGUGUGCUGACACAAACAGAUGUAUUUUCUAGCAACAACACAGAUCCUGGUUUCCAGGCCAGGACAGAUUCAAGACUCCACGUUGUGAAGGACGCCCCGUGGUUUUACUUCCCAUAUCCAGGGCACUUGGGUCGGCCCACUAUCAGUGCUGCCGGGUAUGUUGGGAUGUUGGCAGCUACCGUCGCCUCCAUCAUAGAGUCUGUCGGGGACUACUUUGCUGCUGCCCGUGCCAGCGCGCACCUCCUCCCCCAUCGCAUGCUGUAA
Molecule: messenger RNA, 780 nt
Organism: Haliotis rufescens (red abalone)
Lineage: Eukaryota; Metazoa; Mollusca; Gastropoda; Lepetellida; Haliotidae
Product: solute carrier family 23 member 2-like
Exons: 5
Coding region: 1-780 (259 amino acids)
Biological process (GO): transmembrane transport
Cellular component (GO): membrane
Molecular function (GO): transmembrane transporter activity
Source: RefSeq, a predicted model, not a curated record